AUGUAUUACUCGAAAGACCUACCUCAGUUUGAAAGGUAUUUGUUGCUCACAGUUUAUUGUUUCAUCAACGAUUCGAAUUGGAACCAUUUCUUUCUUUGCUUGUUCUUUCACUUCUUCACUUUUGUUGUUACAGUCAUUUCAUGGCCUCAAACCUCCUGAAAAUGCUUCGAGCCCUCCCACUUUGUCCCUUUCUCCUCAUGUUCUCAACGGGUCGAUUCUCCGUUUUUCUCAAAGACAGUCUCUUCUGUCCGUCCAUUUCUCCAUCAUUCCGUGGAUCUCUUGUCAUAGUCAGUUGCCAAUCGUUUAGUCAAUCACUAACUCUUUCCCACAUCAGUAUCAUGUUGAAGGUCGUGUGAUAAGCCCCUAA
Molecule: messenger RNA, 367 nt
Organism: Caenorhabditis sp. 36 PRJEB53466
Lineage: Eukaryota; Metazoa; Nematoda; Chromadorea; Rhabditida; Rhabditidae
Source: the annotation of a GenBank genome assembly